This is a messenger RNA of Clunio marinus, 3360 nucleotides long. Lineage: Eukaryota; Metazoa; Arthropoda; Insecta; Diptera; Chironomidae. The record is from the annotation of a GenBank genome assembly.
CAUUCAGUUUUCAAACUUAUUAGAGAUCAGUUCGAAUUGCAUACCUCCACUAAAAUAUAGUAAAAAUAACAUACAGAGCUUAUAAUUCACUAUUUUGUUGUCAAUAGUAAUAGUUUCGCACUCAUAAAGUUAGUUUUAAAUUCCUUUACAUAAUUUUCAAAAUUUCAAAUUUUUUUUGAAAAGUGAAAUGUGGAAAUUUUGUUCAUAAGAAAAGAAAAACUCGAAAAAUUAACUGCAAAGUAACAUUAAAUACUCUUUGUUCUUCAAUUUUUAAUGCAUUUUUUGUAAUAUUCAUAAAAUAAGUCUAUUGAAGUCUUCUGAAAAUUUAAAGGGCUUCUGAUAAAAUAUAUUUUGUGUUAAAAUUAAAAAAAUACAUAUAGGAAAAAAAGAAAUCACUAUGAUGAUGAUGACAAAUCAAAUCCUCCAAUCGGACAAUCCUCAGCAGAUGCAGUCGCCACAGUCAAUUGCUGACUAUUUGGCACAGUUGCUUAAAGAUCGUAAACAGUUGGCUGCUUUGCCGAAUGUAUUUACCCAUCUUGAGCGUCUUCUGGAUGAAGAAAUUGCAAGAGUUCGAGCAUCAUUAUUUCAAAUAAACGGUGUCCGUAAAGAGCCUUUACAAUUACCAGAACCAGACGGAGAAACUGUAACAUUAAACGAAAAAGUUUACGUACCAGUUAAAGAACAUCCAGAUUUCAAUUUCGUGGGUAGAAUAUUGGGUCCACGUGGAAUGACAGCUAAACAGUUAGAGCAAGAGACUGGAUGUAAAAUUAUGGUGAGGGGCAAAGGCUCUAUGAGAGACAAAAAAAAGGAGGAUGCCAAUCGAGGAAAGCCAAACUGGGAGCAUUUAGCUGAUGAUUUACAUGUGUUAAUAACAGUCGAAGACACAGAGAACCGAGCAAAAAUGAAAUUGCAACGAGCAGUUGAAGAAGUGCAAAAGCUUUUAGUGCCUCAAGCAGAAGGAGAAGACGAAUUGAAAAAGAGACAAUUGAUGGAGCUGGCUAUCAUUAAUGGAACUUACAGAGAUUCAAGUACAAAGGCUGCAGCUGCCGCCUGUGAAGAAGAAUGGCGUCGCUUGGCAGCAUCAGCUGCUGCUGAGACACGAUUGUUGUCUCCUGGAAUGCAACAACUACCAAAUCAAAUGCGUGCUACACAAGGCACUCCUCUAGGUAGAGUAUCGCUUUAUUCUCUAAGUGAAGGAUACGAAAAAAUGAACUGCAUCUCUUCAGGUGCUCCACUGAUUUUAUCACCACGCAUGUCAGUACCUACUACAGCGGCUAACCUUCUUUCAAGCCAACCAGCACUUGAUCAUUCAGGCUUGAUAUACGCAGCUGCGCCUUUUACUGACUACACAAAUUAUGCGGCACUUGCAGCUGGAAAUCCAUUGUUGACCGAUUAUGCAGAUCAUACUGUAGGUGCUUUAAAAACGCAAAGACGAUUUGUAAAUCGAGAACAUCCGUAUCAAAGGGCCGGGGCACUCUCAUAAAUUACAUAGAAAUCAAAAUGAGAAAUACAUAAAUAAUAGUUCAAACCUCUUCAAGCACAUAAGAACCUUCCACAUCUUUCAACAGCAACUAUGGUUGCAAAUACAAGUAUUGAAAAAAAAACAUGAUUUUGAGAGUAGCGGGCCCUUUGUGACAAAUUUGCGAACGAUAAAACUUACAUAUUCGUUAGCUUUAUAAUGAAACCAAGCACUAACAUCUUAAACCAAAACAUGUAUUUAAUUCGUAUGUAUCUUUACUCUUUUAUUACUACAUCAGCCAUCUAAAUCCUUCGAUCAGUUUCAUUUACUCAAAUUUAUUAACGUGGUGCCAUGGUAGAUCGUGAUGAUAAUACAUAAAAAUCAUCUGUUCUCUUGUCACAAGCAGAUUUUGCGACAAUAUAACUUAUGAUUGUGCGCUAGAUCUAUGUUUAUCAACAGUUACAAAUGUCAUUGAAGAUCAUUUAAAAACUAUUGUGUUAUAAUCAUUAACAAAAAGAUAAAGAUUAUAUUAUUUUAGGUCCUCAAGUAAACAUCUUUAUUAAAAUAUGAGCCAAUAGAUAUAAGAAAAAUCAUUAACCAAUCAUUUCGAAUAUAACUAGCAAUCUCCCUGUAACUAAGAUACUUAACACUAAUUAUUCAUAACCCGACGCAUAAUUUGUUAACAAAAAUUUAAAGCAUAACUUAAUCAAAGGACAAACUAUUUUCGUUCGAAUAAAAGCAUUGAUGCAGGUGGAAACUAUUUGAAUUAAAAAUAAGUAACGUAUUUUUAGAAAACAUACUAAAGUAGAAAAAUAUUGCGGAAUGAGUACAUUUCCAUCUUCUUUCUCAAGAAAAAGAGCAACUUUGAAAGAUCUGAAAACAAUUUAAUGAAUGAUAUUGUUGUCUCCCUGCUAUAUACAAGAUCUUAUUAUAAUUACAUAAUGGACCUUUUUUUCAUUCUACAAAUGGUAAGUUGCAAUUGUAAUGAAUUCAUUCUAAUGUGAAUUACUUUAACUUUCUUAAAGAUUUAUAAGAUUUAAUUAAAUGUGCCUUAAAUAUUGCAAUAAUUAUUUCAAGAAAGAAGAAAAAAAAAGCAAAUUUAAAAAUGAAUCUAAAGAAAUAUGAAUUUAUUUAUAAUUUUGUUCCAAAAUAAAACAGAACAUUUUUCAUGUGUUGUAAGGAAUUAUUUUUUGGCAUUAAGUUAUUUUAUCUUCUUUAAAUCUUACUCAUUUUUGAUGUAUUCCGAAAUUUCUAGGUAGUAAAAGUUAAAAAGCCCCAUUGAUUUUUCAUAAAUAUUUUAAAAUACCUAACUAAAAUGCCCUUUUCUCUUCUAACUCUUUUUUUCUUGUGUUCAAUUAGAUUGAUAUUAAUUUUAAAUCAUCUAGAAUUUACGCACAAUGCCAAUAAAAGGAACAAAUUAUUGCGAAUAUAGGUAGCUUCAAUUCCUUUCAAUUAUUUUGUUUUUUGUUUAAUCAGCAUAGAUUUCAAACGUCAUAUGACAAAGUACCUAUUUAAAAAGAGUUUUAUUUCUUCUUAUUUACAUAUAAGGUAUCUUAUAUUUUCCGGAUUUAUUCUUGUUUUGAAUGAAUAAAUGAAUGUUCACAACCAUAUAGCUAUUUGCUAAAUUUUAAAAUCGUUUCUAUCUAAACAUUUACAAACAAAAAAGCAGCUAAAAAAUUAUAUUUCUUUUCGAAUCCGCAUCUCCAGUUUGUCUUCGAUAUGCAAAAAUCAAGUUGUAAGUAAAGCUGAAUAUGCAAAUAGAUUCCUUCUAAUUUUGAAACGUAAAAUUUUAUAUUUCUCAUGAUUUCAAUGGUAAUACCUAUCUAAAUCUUUUUUAAAACAGUAUUAAGAUGAAAUUUCAUAGGAUCAAUUUUAGCUGAAUCAAAAUUAUUUCAUUGGAU